AUGGCAGCAGCUUAUGCAGCUCUUGUUUCUGCUAUGCAUAUCAUAAACAACCUUCACCAUCAUCCUCGCCCUCCUAUUUCUCUCCACAUUAAACAAGUUGAGUCUCUCACUCAAAAGAUUCAUUUCCUGCUUGAAUUUCUCCAAGGCUAUAACCCCCAUCGUGCCUACUCCAAAGAAGCGGAUCCAUUGGAGUCUAUCAUUGCAGAUGCAGCUUAUGCAGCCGAAUACGCCAUCGAAUCUCAUAUUUUGGAUCAGUUCACAAAUAAUGGAGAAAAUAUGAUGAGUUAUGAUGGCCUUUAUGAAGCUCUGGAGAAGGUGAUAAAAGGCAUGGCUUCUGUCGAAGAGGAGGCCAAGCAAAUUCAAGGGAGAGUUGGAGUCCAACAUCAACAUCAGCUGCCUCCUGAUUCCUCGAGAUCUUCUUCGAUUCCGCAGCAGAGUAGCAUGGUGGGUGCUGAUGAUCUCAAGCGUCAAAUGAUGGAUAAGCUCACUUCUCAUUGCCAUGAUCUACAAAUCAUUCCCAUUGUAGGGAUGGGCGGCUCGGGUAAGACCACUCUUGCUAGAAAUAUUUAUGAGGAAUUUGAGCUACCAUUUCUCAAGAAGCAUUUUCAUAUUCGUGCUUGGGCUACCAUCUCUCAAGAAUAUACCAUUAGAGAAAUUUUUGCAGCUGUUCUUCGUCAGCUAAAUAUAGGAGUUGAUGACAAUUUGAGUGAGUGUGAAUUAGGAGAAAAAUUGUAUCAACAUCUUUAUCAUAGAAGAUACCUAAUUAUAAUGGAUGAUAUGUGGAGCAUUGAUGCAUGGGAUAGAGUUAGAAAUUAUUUUCCAAAUGAAAAAAAUGGUAGCAGAAUAGUGGUAACAACUAGGCUAUCAGAUUUGGCUUCUACAUUACCUAACUCUGAUAUCAUUGGGAUGAAACUUUUGGAUGAGGCUGAUAGUUGGGUGCUUCUCUCCAAAACUGUGUUUGGGAAAGAAGGUUGGCCUCUUGAAUUGGAGGAAAUUGGAAAAGAGAUUGGAAAAAGCUGCAAAGGACUUCCAUUGUCAAUUGUUGUGAUUGGAGGUCUUUUGGCCAAGUCCAAACAUGAAAGAGAGUGUUGGGAAGAGAUAGGGGAAAACUUGAAUGCAAGUGUUAAUUUAGAGGAUGAUGAACGUUGCUUGAAAAUACUAUACAUGAGUUACAAGCAAUUGCCAAUACAUUUGAAACCGUGUUUUCUCUAUAUGGGAGUUUUUCCCGAAGAUAAGGAGAUUAGUACGUCAGAUGAGCUCACUAGAUAUUGGAUUGCGGAAGGAUUUGUGAAAGCAGUAAGUGAGAAAAGCUUGGAAGAGAUAGCAAAAGAGUAUUUAAAAGACCUUAUUAGUAGAAAUCUUGUUUUAAGGAGUACUGUAACUAGAGGAAAGAAGUGUUGCAAAAUUCAUGACUUGUUGAGAGACUUGUGCUUGAGAGAAGCUGAAAAAGAAAGGUUUUAUAAUUCGACAUCGGGUAUUGUAGGCAUAAGCGCCUUGUCGCCAAUGUCACAAGGUCGUUCUUUGACGUGGAAUGUUCGAAGAAAACCAUCACCUCUCAAUAUGAGCUUGUUAAGGAUAGUGAAAUCAACUAGAUUCCACUAUGUGCUCCAGAGAGAUUUAUUUGGACACAUGGAUCAAUUAGUUAACUCACGGUUCCUUGUAGUAGGUCCUCCAAGUAGACUAAGAGAGGGGAAUAUUCCUCGUUCCAUAUGGCGAUUUUGGAAUCUACAAACACUAAUUGUUCACAACAUCAGAGAAGUUACUGCGCCAACUGAUUUUUGGUACAUGCCUCACAUCAGGCAUGUUAAUUUCAACAACGGCCUUCGUCUCCCAGAUCCUCCUAACGACCAAGAUGACAUUGUUUUGGGAAAUCUGCAAAGGCUGGGGACAGUAUUCGAUUUCAAGUGGAGCAAACAAGUGGUCAAAAAAAUUCCCAAUAUAAAAAAAUUGGUUUUUUGUAAUACAGGAGAGCAUGAUGAUGAUGAUGAGAUGAGCAAUCUCGAUUGUCUAACUAAACUUGAGUCCUUGGAAUGCAUCAUUUCUCCAAGAAGUGCAAUCAACUUUCCCCAUUCGCUCAAGAGAUUGGUUCUUCGCACCGACUCAUUGAGUUAUUGUUGGGAAGACAUAUUGGAUAAGGUAGGUGUGUUGCCCCAUCUUCAGAAGCUCACACUCGGGUUGGGGAUCAGAUUCAACGAAGGGAAGUGGGAAACAACUGAAGGCCAAUUUCGCAGCCUCAAAUUCUUGUCUCUUAAGUAUUGUGAUAAUCUAGAAAUCUGGAAAAUUGAAAGCUCCCACUUUCCAUGCCUUGAGCGCCUUCAUCUUGAUGGACUAUAUAACUUGCAGGAAAUCCCUUUAGAUUUCGCAGAAAUACCCACACUUAGAGAAAUUGCUGUGAGCGGUUGCACCGAUUCUGCAGUGGUUUCUGCAAAAAGAAUAUCAGAGGAACACGAGGACUAUUACGGGGAAGGAGCCCUUCAAGUUCUCGUUUACCUCAAUGAUGACGAAGAAGGACUGCUGGAGAGCUUUGUGUUGAAAGUUAAUGAGAAUACUACUACUAAGGUACAUAAAAGAGAGAUGGCCAUGCACACAGCCUGCACCUCUUGUUUCACUCUUCCAAAUAGAAUUACCCAUCAUUGA
Salvia miltiorrhiza (redroot sage) is the source of this 2637-nucleotide messenger RNA. RefSeq names its product putative late blight resistance protein homolog R1B-16. Gene Ontology annotation, biological process: defense response to other organism. Bases 1 to 2637 code for a protein of 878 amino acids. Lineage: Eukaryota; Viridiplantae; Streptophyta; Magnoliopsida; Lamiales; Lamiaceae. The record is from RefSeq and is a predicted model, not a curated record. The transcript has a single exon. Gene Ontology annotation, molecular function: ADP binding.